UCAGUAUAUAUUUAUUACUCCUGUAUCCCCUGCAGCUAUUAUUCCGUUUUUUUGCCUGAAACAGAGGAGCUCAUUGGAGCAAUCAUGGGUGGAGGCAACGGUCAGAAAGCGAAGAUGGCUCGUGAAAGGAAUGCCGAGAAGCUCAAGGGAGCCAAAGGAAGCCAACUUGAUACGAACAAGAAGGCCAUGAAUAUCCAGUGCAAGGUGUGCAUGCAGACAUUUAUGUGCACAACUUCGGAGGUGAAGUGCAGGGAACAUGCCGAGGCCAAACAUCCAAAAUCUGAUCUCUUUACCUGUUUCCCUCAUCUCAAAAAAUAAACAUAGGUGUUCUUGUAGAAAAUGUUGGCAUUAUCUCCAAUCACUAGUGGCAAAAGUGUCGACCCAAGCAAGAUGUGGAACUCUGUAUUUGUACUUGUUUGUGAGACUGGCAAGUUGUGUUAGUGGAUGGUUUUACUUUUAA
This is a messenger RNA of Lycium barbarum (goji berry), 460 nucleotides long. RefSeq lists its product as uncharacterized. The record is from RefSeq and is a predicted model, not a curated record. The transcript has 3 exons. Bases 85 to 318 code for a protein of 77 amino acids. Lineage: Eukaryota; Viridiplantae; Streptophyta; Magnoliopsida; Solanales; Solanaceae.